CAUCUAUCAUUUCCUCAGAAUCUCUUACACAACUUUAAUACUCACACACAAUGGCCUCAGGCUCAAUGUCUUCUUAUGGCUCAUCAGGCUCGUGGACUGUUAAGCAGAACAAAGCCUUUGAGCGUGCUCUAGCUGUCUACGACCAAGACACUCCUGACCGUUGGUACAAUGUUGCUAGAGCCGUUGGUGGCAAGACACCCGAAGAAGCUAAGAGACAGUAUGACCUUCUCGUGCGUGACAUCGAAAGCAUCGAGAACGGUCACGUGCCUUUCCCUGACUACAAGACUACUGGUGCUACCAACAGAGGCAGGCUGCGUGAUGAGGAAAAGAGGAUGAGAAGCAUGAAGCUUCAGUGAAAGAAGAAGAAGAAGCAAACCAAAAGAACCUAAAACUACUACGUAAUAAAAUAAAAGAGAACCAACGCAGAGAGAGAUGUGUGUAUGUUUUGUUUUUUCAAUUAAUGUUUUUAAUUGUUAUUUUCACGAAGCUUGGAAGUAAAGCAAUCUGUAUUAUAUUUUAGGGUUCUUCUUUAAUGAAAAAAAAACCAAUGUCUGAAGAA
This is a messenger RNA of Capsella rubella, 559 nucleotides long. RefSeq names its product protein RADIALIS-like 2. Bases 51 to 356 code for a protein of 101 amino acids. The transcript has 2 exons. Gene Ontology annotation, molecular function: DNA-binding transcription factor activity. Lineage: Eukaryota; Viridiplantae; Streptophyta; Magnoliopsida; Brassicales; Brassicaceae. The record is from RefSeq and is a predicted model, not a curated record.